Molecule: messenger RNA, 2578 nt
Organism: Spinacia oleracea (spinach)
Lineage: Eukaryota; Viridiplantae; Streptophyta; Magnoliopsida; Caryophyllales; Amaranthaceae
Product: probable GTP-binding protein OBGM, mitochondrial
Exons: 6
Coding region: 528-2180 (550 amino acids)
Cellular component (GO): mitochondrion
Molecular function (GO): GTP binding; GTPase activity
Source: RefSeq, a predicted model, not a curated record
AGAGAUUAAGAGCGACAACAUGAUGUAUCUACGCUUCAUGUAUAACCAAGGAGGCAAAUUGUAUACAGUGAGAAGAACCGGACAAAUGUUAUAUUGGGUACUAAGUGUCCCAAAUGGAUUCAUUCCAUCCGUGCAAAGACCAACCUUAAAAUUCUAAACUUCUUCUCUAAAGACCUUGAAAUUUCGAUCAAUUUUCGAACAUGCUUUGGUUGUAGUGUUUGCAGCCCUGUUGGGUGUUGAACCUUCUUUGUUAAUUUUUCCCCAAAAAGAACUGCCAACUAACCCAAGAGAUGAUAAGAAAUUUAACACAGUAAAAAGAAAACUAAAAAAGGAGGAGAAAAUCAGAAAAAUACUGGUCCGUUUCAGCUGCCGACGCCGGGCCGGAGUUAAUCACUCACCAGUCAUUACAAAUUGUGCAGAAACAGUAUGAUUCUCACCUUUGCGUUUACAUUAGAUUGAUUGGACUUCCAGCAACAAUGUUCUAAUAUUUCACAACAACCGUAAUACGAAGUAGAGUGAAGACUAUAAUGUUAGCAUCGAGGACGUUGUUAUGCAAAGCAAGGUGCCUUCGUGGAGAAGAAUCUUUAAGGAAACUUUUUACACCACCGAGGUUUCAUUGGUCAUAUACUUCAUAUUCUAAUGUUCCUGGACUGAACUCUAAAGCUACUCCUUUGCAGGAGCGGAGAAUGAUUGACCGGUUUAGGUUGCAUGUUAGAGGAGGUGAUGGUGGAAGUGGGAAUGGCAGCUUGCGACGUAGUCGAACUGAUCGGUAUGGCAAGCCUGAUGGUGGAAAUGGUGGGAAAGGCGGUGAUGUGAUUCUACAGUGCACCUCUGCAGUUUGGGACUUCCGUGGUCUGCAACAUCAUACUAAUGGAGGAUGGGGAGGGCAUGGUGCCUCAAAGAAUAAGAUUGGCAGCCGUGGAGAAGAUAAGGUUGUGCAAGUACCUGUUGGUACUGUUAUCCAUUUGGUGGAGGGUGAAAUCCCUUCAACAGUGGAGAAGCUGUCUUCUGUGAUUCACCCUUGGGAUCUUCCAGGUACUGUUACUUCUGAUCUCCUUGCAUCUGAUCAGCUAUCCACUUCUAGUUUGCGGGAUCCGGAUAUAGAUCAGGUGGAGAAUUGUGCUCAAGUUUCAUCUUCUUGUACUAAUGAUACCGCUAAGAGUUCAACUUAUACCAAGUCAUAUUCUGUUGUAUCAUCCAUUCCAACUUGUUCUCCAACUUCGCAUACACGUGGUAAAUCUACAAGUAGCGAGAAUGUACGUCUUUCCCAUUAUGACGAUACACAUGAUUGUGAAAGCACAUCAACUGAUGACAGUGAUCUAGAAAUUGAUAGUGGUAUGCUUGAAGAGGAGUUGCCAGAAGAUGAGGAAGAAAUACAAUACAAUGUUGCGGAAUUGACUGAAGAGGGGCAACAAUUAAUUGUUGCUCAUGGGGGAGAAGGGGGUUUAGGCAGUGUGUCUGCUGGGAAACGUCACUUAAAGAACUUAAAAAGUAAGGAUCACGGUGCUGAUAGGAUUGUUAACCUGGAAAGUUCUGAUGAUGAUAAUCCACUUAACAUAAGAAUUGGUUUGCCUGGGUCACAGGCUACUCUGAUAUUGGAGCUCAAGAGUAUUGCUGAUGUGGGACUUGUGGGAAUGCCUAAUGCCGGCAAAAGCACUCUUUUAGGUGCUAUUUCUAGGGCAAAACCUGCUGUAGGUCAUUAUGCUUUUACAACCUUGAGACCAAAUAUAGGAAAGUUAAACUAUGAUGAACUCUCAAUAUCAGUGGCUGAUAUCCCAGGACUCAUUAAGGGUGCCCAUGAGAAUCGUGGUCUAGGCCAUGCUUUCUUGCGACAUAUAGAAAGGACAAAAAUCCUGGCAUAUGUUGUAGAUCUGGCUGCUGCACUUGAUGGUCGCAAAGGGAUUCCACCAUGGGAGCAGCUCAGAGAUUUGGUCUUAGAGUUGGAGCAUUAUCAAGAAGGCUUAUCAGACCGUCCAUCUAUUGUGGUGGCGAAUAAAACUGACGAGGCAGGGACUGAUUUUGUUUUAGAAGAGCUACAAAAAAGGGUGCGCGGUAUUCCUAUCUACCCAGUUUGUGCGGUUUUGGAGGAGGGUAUACCAGAUCUGAAAGCUGGUUUAAGACUGCUUGUUAAUGGUGGAGAACCUGCCAGUCUAAGACUAGAUAAUAUAUUGUUAGAUUAGGUAUUCCAUAAUUAAGUCAUGAAGGAGAGAGAAAGUAAAGAGGGUGGGGGGAUCUGGGUAGUAGGGUAAGGAAAAAGAACAGCAGAAUAUCUUGGUAUUUCGUUAUUGCUGUUGUCUAGGACAUAGCCUUCAUAUAUUUUAGUACAACUUUCUGGAUUGAGUUGGCUAUAGGGAUGUCCUUUUUUCUAAAAUGGUGAGCUCUCUUUCUUUUCAAAUGUUUAAGAUGGUGCUCAGAUUUCUUGUAUUGUGCCUUUCAAUUGUUCCAGUUAAAAUAAACUUGAAUUUUGCUGCAACGUGAACCCAAUUAUCAUUAUGUAAUUAUGCUGAUAGGGAAUGAUGUUUAGAAGAAGUCUUUCUUCUUAUAUUUGAUGCUUACAUCUACAAAUUUACAAUGUCAA